Molecule: messenger RNA, 4982 nt
Organism: Oxyura jamaicensis (ruddy duck)
Lineage: Eukaryota; Metazoa; Chordata; Aves; Anseriformes; Anatidae
Gene: LAMC1
Product: laminin subunit gamma 1
Exons: 28
Coding region: 74-4798 (1574 amino acids)
Molecular function (GO): extracellular matrix structural constituent
Source: RefSeq, a predicted model, not a curated record
CGGGCGCCGGGCGCUGCCGCUGGUGCUGGCGGCGCUGGCGGCCCUGGCGCUGCCCCGCGGCUGCGGCGCCGCCAUGGACGAGUGCACGGAGGAGCGGAGCGGGCGGCCGCAGCGCUGCAUGCCCGAGUUCGUCAACGCCGCGUUCAACGCCACGGUGGUGGCCACCAACACGUGCGGGUCGCCGGCCGAGGAGUACUGCGUGCAGACCGGCGUCACCGGCGUCACCCAGUCGUGCCACCUCUGCGACGCCGCCCAGCCCCACCUGCGGCACGGCGCCGCCUUCCUCACCGACUACAACAGCCAGGCCGACACCACCUGGUGGCAGAGCCAGAGCAUGCUGGCCGGCGUGCAGCACCCCGCCGCCGUCAACCUCACCCUGCACCUGGGAAAGGCCUUUGACAUCACCUACGUGCGUCUGAAAUUUCACACCAGCCGGCCGGAGAGCUUUGCAAUCUACAAACGCACCAGGGAAGAUGGCCCGUGGGUGCCCUACCAGUACUACAGCGGGUCCUGUGAGAGCACCUAUAACAAAGUCAAUCGGGGUUUUAUUCGGACUGGAGAGGAUGAACAGCAGGCACUCUGCACGGAUGAGUUCAGUGACAUCUCCCCUCUCACAGGGGGCAAUGUGGCGUUCUCAACGCUGGAGGGGCGACCCAGCGCCUACAACUUUGACAACAGCCCUGUGCUACAGGAAUGGGUGACAGCUACUGACAUCAGGGUGAGCCUCAACCGUCUGAACACCUUCGGAGAUGAAGUUUUCAACGACCCCAAAGUUCUCAAGUCAUAUUACUAUGCUAUUUCUGAUUUUGCCGUGGGUGGUAGAUGCAAAUGCAACGGUCACGCAAGCGAGUGCGUGAGGAAUGAGCUUGGGAAGCUGGUCUGCAACUGCAAGCACAACACCUUUGGGGUCGACUGUGAAAAGUGUCUUCCUUUCUUCAAUGACCGGCCGUGGAGGAGAGCGACAGCAGAGAGUGCCAAUGAAUGUUUGCCUUGCGACUGCAACGGGAGGUCCCAAGAGUGCUACUUCGACCCCGAGCUGUACCGCUCGACAGGCCACGGCGGCCACUGCAUGAACUGCCAGGAUAACACCGACGGUGCCCACUGCGAGAGGUGCAGGGACAGCUUCUACCGCCUCGGGAGCGAGGAGGGAUGUCUGCCCUGCAGCUGCAACCCAGUUGGCUCCCUCAGCACACAGUGCGAUAGCUACGGCCAGUGCAGCUGCAAACCUGGCGUGAUGGGUGAUAAAUGUGACCGGUGCCAGCCAGGUUUCCACUCCCUCUCUGAGGCUGGGUGCAGGCCCUGUUCUUGCAAUCCUGCUGGUAGCACAGGUGAAUGCAAUGUCGAAACAGGACGGUGUACUUGCAAGGACAAUGUUGAAGGCUUCCACUGUGAGAGAUGCAAACCUGGGUUUUUCCAUCUGGAUCCCUCAAAUCCAAGAGGCUGUACCCCCUGCUUUUGUUUUGGACACUCUUCAGUUUGCACCAAUGCCGCUGGCUACAGCAUCUACAGCAUCACCUCCAGCUUCCAGUUUGGAGAGGAUGAGUGGCGUGCUGAACAACGUGACGGCUCAGAAGUCCCCCUCCAGUGGAGUGCAGAGACCCAGGAUAUCUCUGUCAUUUCAGACAGCUACUUCCCCAUGUAUUUUGUUGCACCACGCAGGUUCUUGGGCAACCAAGUUUUGAGUUACGGUCAGAACCUGACCUUCUCCUUCCGCGUGGACAGACGAGACACACGCCUUUCAGCGGAGGAUCUGGUGCUGGAAGGGGCUGGGCUGAGAGUGUCAGUGCCUCUAAUUGCCCAGGGCAAUUCCUACCCCAGCGAGAGCCCACUGACCUACACCUUCAGGCUUCAUGAGGCUACCGAUUACCCGUGGAGGCCUGCUCUGUCUGCGUUUGACUUUCAGAAGCUUCUCCACAAUUUGACUGCCAUCAAGAUCCGUGGGACAUACAGCGAGAGAAGUGCUGGCCACCUGGAUGAUGUUACCAUCACAAGUGCUAUCCCCGGGCCCGGUGUGCCUGCGGCAUGGGUGGAGAGCUGCUCCUGUCCAGCAGGCUACGAGGGGCAGUUCUGUGAGCGCUGCUCCUCUGGGUACCGCCGAGAGACGCCUGGCCUCGGGCCCUACAGCCCCUGCGUGCCUUGCACUUGCAAUGGGCACAGCGAGACAUGCGAUCCCGAGACAGGUGUGUGCAACUGUAGGGAUAACACAGCGGGGUCUCACUGCGAGAAGUGCAGCGAUGGGUAUUACGGAGAUGCGACAGCAGGCACGGCCUCGGACUGCCAGCCCUGCCCGUGCCCCGGUGGCUCCAGCUGCGCCAUCGUGCCCCGCACAAGGGAGGUUGUGUGCACCAGCUGCCAGGCUGGCACGACAGGCAAGAGAUGUGAGCUGUGUGACGAUGCCUAUUUCGGGGACCCGCUUGGUGAGAACGGUGCCGUGAGGCCUUGCCGCCUGUGCCAGUGCAAUGACAACAUCGAUCCUAACGCCGUGGGGAACUGCAACCGCCAGACAGGCGAGUGCCUCAAGUGCAUCUACAACACAGCCGGCUUCUACUGCGACCGCUGCAAGGACGGCUUCUUCGGGAACCCCCUGGCCCCCAACCCUGCCGACAAGUGCCGGGCCUGUCACUGUAAUCCCUAUGGCACUGUGAAUCAACAGACAAACUGCAAUCAAGUGACGGGGCAGUGUGAGUGCCUCUCGCACGUCACCGAGAGGGACUGCAGUGCUUGCGAGCCUGGCUUCUUCAACCUCCAGAGCGGACGUGGCUGUGAGAGGUGUGACUGCCAUGCACUGGGCUCCACCAACGGCCAGUGUGACAUACGAACAGGGCAGUGCGAGUGCCAGCCUGGCAUCACCGGCCAGCGUUGUGACAGAUGCGAGGUCAACCACUUUGGAUUUGGCCCUGAAGGCUGCAAACCAUGCGACUGUGACCCUGAGGGUUCGCGUUCCCUGCAGUGCCGGGAGGACGGUCGCUGUGAGUGCAAGGAAGGCUUUGUGGGGACCCGCUGCAACCAGUGUGAGGAGAACUAUUUCUACAACCGGUCAUGGCCAGGCUGUCAGGAGUGUCCUGCAUGUUACAGACUAGUGAAAGAUAAGGUGGCAGAGCAGCGAGAGAGGCUUCAGGAGCUGGAAAAUCUUAUAGCGAAUCUGGGUACGGGAGAAGAAACUGUAACUGACCAAGCCUUUGAGGAGAGGUUGAAGCAGGCAGAAAGAGAUGUCAUGGAGCUGCUCCGAGAAGCACAAAACAGCAAAGAUGUAGAUCAGGGCCUGAUGGAUCGUCUCAAAGACAUCAACAGCACACUAGUGAGUCAGCUCAACAGGCUGAGGAACAUCCAGAACACCGUGCAGGAGACAGAGAACUUGGCAGAGAAAGCCCGGGAACGGGUGGAAGCCACAGAAGACCUGAUCACGACAGCUUCUGAUAUGCUCGAGAAGGCAAAGAUGGCAGCUGACAAUGUGUCCAUUACACCUCCGGAGUCGAGUGGCGACCCUAACAACAUGACUCUGUUGGCAGAAGAGGCCCGUAAGCUGGCUGAAAGACACAAGCAAGAAGCGGAUGAGAUUGUUCGCGUAGCCAAGGCAGCAAAUGAUACUUCCACAGAAGCGUAUCAGCUACUGCUGAAGACCUUGGCUGGGGAAAACCAAACCGCGAGUGAUAUUGACGAGCUCAACCAGAAAUAUAAUCAAGCAAGGAACAUUUCUCGGGACCUAGAGAAACAGGCUGACAAGGUGCUUACAGAGGCAGAGGAAGCUGGAAACAAGGCCCUUCAGAUCUAUGCUAAUCUCACCAAUCUGCCCACUGUGGAUUCCACAGGGCUAGAGAAUGAAGCAAAUAAGAUCAAGAAGGAAGCAGAGGAGUUAGAUCAGCUAAUAGCAAGGAAGCUGAAAGACUAUGAAGACUUGAGGGAAGACAUGAAAGGAAAGGAGCUGGAAGUAAAGAACCUUUUGGAGAAAGGGAAGACGGAGCAGCAGACUGCAGACCAGCUCCUGGCUCGAGCGGAUGCAGCAAAAGCCCUGGCUGAGGAAGCUGCUCGGAAAGGCAACGGCACGCUGCAGGAGGCUAAUACCAUUCUCAGCAACCUGAAAGAUUUUGAUAAGCGGGUGAACGAUAACAAGACAGCAGCUGAGGAGGCAUUGAAGAAGAUUCCUGCCAUCACCCGGACCAUUGCUGAAGCCAACAAUAAGACACGCCAGGCAGAGAUGGCGCUUGGCAACGCUGCUGCUGAUGCCCAUGAAGCCAAGACUAAAGCAGAUGAUGCUGAGAAGAUCGCCAGUUCUGUUCAGAAGAGUGCUGCUGCUACCAGAGCUGAAGCUGACAAGACUUUCUCUGAUGUGACGGGGCUGGCCAAAGAAGUGGAUGACAUGAUGAAGCAACUCCAGGAAGCAGAAAAAGAGCUGAAGCGGAAGCAAGAAGAUGCUGAUCAGGACAUGAUGAUGGCAGGCAUGGCCUCACAGGCAGCCCAGGAGGCAGAAGACAAUGCAAGAAAAGCAAAGAACUCAGUGAACAACUUGCUUACUGUCAUUAAUGAUCUUUUAGAUCAACUAGGGCAACUGGAGACGGUGGACUUGAACAAACUGAAUGAGAUCGAGGGUAGCCUGAAUAGUGCCAAAGACCAGAUGAGAAGUAGCGAACUGGACCAGAAAGUGUCUUUGCUUGAGAGAGAGGCCAGGAAGCAAGAUGAUGCAAUACAGGCCUACAACAGGGACAUUGAGGAAAUCCUGAAAGACAUUAGCAACCUGGAAGACAUCAAGAAGACCUUGCCAUCUGGCUGUUUUAACACCCCGUCCAUUGAGAAACCCUAAGGGAGCGCUGGGGGUGGAGGGUAUUCCCCGGGUGACUGGUGAAGCAAUGGUUUGGCUAUGGAGUGCCUUAACACACAUUACCUUCUUCAAAUCCCCAACUCUUCGCUGCUCGCAGCCACUGUUCUCUUUUCAAAUCAGGAUAAGUUGAAAAGUUUUUAUUUUAUUUUAUUUUUAUUUUAUUUUA